Molecule: messenger RNA, 2378 nt
Organism: Musca vetustissima
Lineage: Eukaryota; Metazoa; Arthropoda; Insecta; Diptera; Muscidae
Product: myb-like protein X
Exons: 4
Coding region: 1-2346 (781 amino acids)
Source: RefSeq, a predicted model, not a curated record
AUGCCUGACGGCACACCUGUGGCUGCAUUUGAAACAUCCCAUAAACGCCCUGGCGAUUACGGUGAUGACGGCUUCCAAACUGCUCAUCGCAUUUCCCAUUACGAUGUCGAAAAUAUGAAUCUACUGCCAACCAAGGAGAAACCGGAACUUAAUCCCGUGCUGAGCGCCCUCAUCAACGAGGACGUUAUGAAGAGCAUCGAGGCCAAGAGAGCAAUUGAGGAGGCUGAAUUAGAAAUUGUCAAAUCUGAAAUUGCUGCCGAGGAAGCUAGGAAGAAGGAGGAAAUCGAAAAAGCCACAGAAAUGCCCCUGACCGUGCUAACGACAAUGGCACCCAGCAAGAAGGUAAUACUCGAUGCCGAUGAUGAGAUCAACGUCGGUUUUGUCGACCAAGCCAUAGCUUUAGAUACAGCCGGUUCGGAAAAUAACAAAAAGUCGCGCAUUGAAAUUAAAAAGGGUCCCAACGGCCAGGAUUACGAAUACGAAUAUGUCUACUACUACGAAGAGGAAGACGAUGAUAAGGAGAAGGACAAGGACAAGGAGGAAGAGGAGGCAGAAUCCAGAGGUAAGUCUCGUUACACCAAUAUUGAGCGUAGCACCGCCGCUACUCCCAGCGACAACAGCUUGGUAUCCGGCAAAGCCAAGGGUCGUUCUUCCAAUGUUGAGGAAAGCAUUGAGACCGAACGCCUACCCCUCAACACCCGUUUCCCCAGUCGUGGCAAGGCUGCCGAUGUCGCUCCAACUCCUGCUAUUGACUCAGUCGACUCUGCUGCCGAAAAGAAGAAAAUAAGCGUCAAACGUCCCAGUUUGGAAUUGGUGGACAGUGAAACAUUCAACACCGAUGAGAAGCAAGCCAAGGGCUCGCGCAAUGCUGAUGACACAAAGACCGCCAUCGCCAUUGAACAGGAAAUGGCUGCAGCCCAAGCCACUAAGGAUGCCGAAGAAGCCGAAUCAGCUAAAACUAAUUCCGAAACUGAAGAUUCUAUGAUGGGUGCCGACGAGGACAUUGAACAAACCACGCCAGCUAUGGAGAAGGCCGCUUUCGAUUUGUAUGCCAUUUUAGCCAAUGAGAACAACAACAUGGAAAUGACCACAGACUCCGAUAUGGACAUGGAUGUGACCACAACAUUGCCCGAUACGACAGACAUGUAUGGCGAAGACAUGAUGACCACAAUGGUAGAAGAAGAGCCUAGUACAACAACAACGACAACUACCACAACCACAACGCCUGAGCCCACCACCACCACUACAACAACUACUACCACCACCACAACAACUACCCCUGCACCAUUGUUUGGCGGCAAGCGCGGCGGCCUUAACAGUCCCGGACGCAAUCGUUUCAAGUUGAAAUCAGGAGGUGCAUCCACUACGACGACCACAACAGAAGCGCCAUCUGCCGCUGAAGCCCCCAAAACAGGCAAAAAUCGUUUCUCGCGUCCCUCUAUUGGUGGCCGCACUCGCCCUGGUGCUAGAACCACUGCUGCUCCGACUGUCGAAGAACAUAACGAAGAAGAGGUGUCCGUGAAAGAAGUAAAACCAGUCAGUUCUGGAUUUGGACGCAAUAAGCCUCGCAAUCGUUUCAAUCUUCGCGGCAGUACAACUACCUCAGCCCCAGCGGCUAAAGAAGAUGAUGGUGCCCAGGAAGAAACCGUAACCAGCACCACUGCACGCUCUGUUCGCGGUCGUCCCACACUGAAUUUACGUGGACGCAGUCGCACUACCACCAGCAAGCCAGCGCCCUCCGAAUCCGAUGCCGCCAAUGACAGUGAAAAUACUGUAGAUGAAAAGGCUGCCACACCAGUUGCCGCUCCCACAAAAGCAUCGCGUUUCAACAUUAACCGCUCCCCCGGUGGUCGCUUGCCAGGUCGCGGAAAACUCGCACGCACCACAACCGAAGCACCAGCAGCUGCCUCUGACGACUCUGCCGCCGACAGCAGCCACCACAACGAUGUCAAGGGCGAUGGGGAGGAGUCUGCCGAUAAGCCAGCCGAAGAAAAACCAUCUGCCAACAUAGGUGGCCUCAAUCGCCUAAAAUCUCGCCCACGCAUAGGUGGUAUUCCAAAGACUGAUGCUCUCAAGCCAAAAGCAGCUCCAGCUCCUCCACGCAAAGUCAAUCCACUGCUUGCCAAGAAACGUGUGCUAAGCACUACAACGACAGAGGCACCAGCUGAAGAUGACGCCGCAUCAUCGGAGGACGGCGACUCCAAUGAGGAGCAUGCUGCCGAUGUCAAUGAAGAGCAGAAAGAAGAAGCUCCCGCAGAACCAGAAACCACAACAAAACAGCAGCCACGCGGCUUGGGUCUCUUGGGCCAGAGAAGGCCCCUGCGAAAACCAGGAACACUAUUGUAAAUAAUCUCUCGCUCACACUGAGCACUCAAAAC